UCUAAUGUGACUGGCGCGUCUGUAAGAUGAACAAAAGUGACUGGCAAGUAGGGGUGACAGGAAUAGGGCGCGCUCCUCGCAGACAGGGGACUGGGAGGAUAAAAAACAAAAACCCAAAAACCCUCGGCCUCGAAGGAUAAUGGGGAACCCGGCCCCCUCCGCUCCUGAUAUCCAUGGACCUCUUCAUCUUCCAGGAUGAAGAACCCAAUGCUGGAGGUGGUGUCCAUGCUCCUGGAAAAGCUGCUGCUUCUUUCCAAUCUCAAACUGUUCAGCUGGAGCGCGGCCCCCGGGGGAGAGCAGCAACAGCCGCCGCCGCCGCCGCCGCAGCAGCAGCAACAGGGAAAGGGGAACUUAUACGACAUCGGCUCCUUCCUCCGCGGUGACGUGCUGGAGGUGCCCCGGACUCAUCUGACCCACUAUGGCAUCUACCUGGGGGACAACCAGGUCGCCCACCUGAUGCCCGACAUCCUACUAGCGCUGACCGACGACAAGCUGCUGACCCAGCGGGUGGUGUCCAAUAAGAGGCUGAUCUUGGGAGUCAUCGGCAAGGUCGCCAGCAUCCGGGUGGACACGGUGGAGGACUUCGCCUACGGCGCCAACAUUCUGGUCAACCACUUGGACGAAUCGCUCCAGAAGAAGGCGCUGGGCAACGAGGAGGUGGCACGCCGGGCAGAGAAGCUGCUGGGCAUGACCUCCUAUAGCCUCCUGUGGAACAACUGCGAGCACUUUGUGACCUACUGUAGAUACGGUGCCCCAAUCAGCCCCCAGGCAGACAAGUUUUGUGAAAAUGUGAAGAUAAUAAUCCGGGACCAGAGAAGUGUCCUUGCUUCAGCCAUCCUGGGAUUGGCAUCAAUAGUCUGUCUGGGCUUGGCGCCCCAUACCACCCUUCCUGCCAUUUUUAUUCCAUUCUGCUUGUGGAUGGCUGGCUAAACAUAUACCAACUCUGUGUCAGUGUGUGUGUUCUAAAUCUAUGAUAUAUUUAUAGAGCACAAAUCAGUAUAAGCAUUGUGUAAAGAAAAAAAAAUGUGACCUGUAACAUUGUGUUCUGGAUAAAGAUGUGAUUAAGAAUCACACAAAGUGCUUACUGUGUAAAGCCAAAGAGCCAGGCUGGCUUUCUGAAGGUCUUUCAGGCAGCUAAGUUUUGUAAAGCACCUUCCAAACCUUGGGAACUCGGCAUCUUGGGGCCAAGUCCUGUCAGAUGACUUUCUUACCAAGACAGACACAACAGCUGAGGAGAGGACUGGGAAGAUGGGGGUUUCUCCCUUGCUCUUGUCAUGACUGCUCUUUUCUGUCAGGCCUACAUUUAGGGGUUAAGAAGGUUCUCGUGUCUAGGGCAAACUGUUCCUCUCAUUACUGUUGUACAUUCAAUGCAGGUUAUAUGAAUGAGACAGGAUAAUAAACUAAAAGCCAUUUCCCUGAUUCAGAAGGAAAUGUCCGCAUGUUUUUCAUUAUGUUUUCUUUUCUGUUAAGUGUCCCUGCAGUCAACUGAAAUCACCUGAGCUUGAUAAAGGAUGUAAGUUUGAAGUAAAGCGGUAAGGAGGCCUUUAAAUAAAGCAUGUUAACAUAUCAAAGGAAAGAUGAACUUUGUUCAUCCUUCUCAUAAUAGAACCAAGAUGGAAACAAAUUUGUGGAAUAAUGACACCAGGGCGUAAAGAUGCAGUUUCUUCUUCAACCUUUUGGUUAACUGAGGUAACAAGUCAAAUGAUGGUUUAGUCGUUUUCAGUGGUGUCUGACUCUUCAUGACCCCAUUUGGGGAUUUCUUGGCAAAGAUACUGGAGUGGUUUGCCCUUCUCUUCUCCAGCUCCUUUUCUAGAUAAAGAAACUGAGGUAAACAGGGUUAAAUGACUUGCCCAGGGUCAUACAGCUAGUCAUCUAGGCAGAAUUUUAACGGGAAGAUGAAUCUUCCUGAUUCCAGGCCCAACACUCUAUGCACUCUACUGAGUUAGCUAUUAAAGGCUGUCAUUUUAAAAACAACAAGAAAACCCACUUCUCAUUCAGGAUUUUAUUCAGGAUUUUAUCCCCCAGCUCUUAUUGUUCGGUAUUUUUUUAUUAACUUAUUUUUUAAAUGGCACAGAAAUGGGUAAAAGCAAAAUGUAGGGCUCUUAGUGUGAAAUGAACUAGGUCUGAAACAUUCAUUAGGAUUGGUGCCAGUUUGAGAAAAUCGGGAUGUUUUUGUGAUGAUGAGUUUGAAUGAGAGAUGGUCUUAAUAAAACAGUCAUCUGGAUACUUUUUUUGCAAGAUGUGUAACACUAAAAAUGAAUCCUCAACAUACAAUAGGCUUCUCCCUUGGAACUGUUUGCCAAAGCAUUAAAAGUGGUUAGUUUGCAAAUUGCUGAUUGAGUCACAUAAUUACUGGAUCUUUGGUUAGUAAGUAGUGCUAAAAAUCAGCCAAAAUAAAAGGACUUUUUUUUUUUAAAAAAGUUUUUGUCCCAGACACUAACUUGUCUACAACUUUGAUUGUGAGUUGUUAUUAAAAAAUAAAAACUAAAGAUGAAUGAAGUGGGCUGUACCACUGAAUGCGUUCCAUGGUCAACAUCUUAAGAUGUUUAUUACGUACCUGUAAAAGUGAUGGCCACAAGAAUUCCACUGGUGGUUGAUGAUUUACUAUAUAAAACGUGGUAACUAGCA
This is a messenger RNA of Dromiciops gliroides (monito del monte), 2628 nucleotides long. RefSeq names its product lecithin retinol acyltransferase (gene LRAT). Lineage: Eukaryota; Metazoa; Chordata; Mammalia; Microbiotheria; Microbiotheriidae. Bases 196 to 930 code for a protein of 244 amino acids. The record is from RefSeq and is a predicted model, not a curated record. Gene Ontology annotation, biological process: retinol metabolic process. The transcript is spliced from 3 exons. Gene Ontology annotation, molecular function: phosphatidylcholine-retinol O-acyltransferase activity.